Phyllopteryx taeniolatus (common seadragon) is the source of this 2312-nucleotide messenger RNA. It is a transcript of the gene siah1, whose product is annotated as siah E3 ubiquitin protein ligase 1. Gene Ontology annotation, molecular function: ubiquitin conjugating enzyme binding; zinc ion binding; ubiquitin protein ligase activity. Bases 209 to 1069 code for a protein of 286 amino acids. Gene Ontology annotation, biological process: multicellular organism development; proteasome-mediated ubiquitin-dependent protein catabolic process. The record is from RefSeq and is a predicted model, not a curated record. The transcript has 5 exons. Gene Ontology annotation, cellular component: cytoplasm. Lineage: Eukaryota; Metazoa; Chordata; Actinopteri; Syngnathiformes; Syngnathidae.
UUCAACAACUGUGCGCGCGCCCGAGCGGCUGCUGCUACUAUUUAGCGCCUGGCGUCUUGCCUUUGCUGCUCCACGACCAGACUGCGGUGAGUCGCUGUCGACCCCCUCGCCGCCUGUUCGUCGUUUUAUCCGCUGUGAAAUCCAGGAUAUUUCGUCCGAGAGGUCCCCACAUUUCAUAGAAGACGCAAAAGCCUUAUUUGGAAAUCUUAUGGACGAAGAAAUGAGUCGCCAGACUGCCACCGCGCUGCCCACAGGAAACUCCAAGUGCCCUGCCUCCCAGCGCGUGCCCACCUUGUCAGGGACCACUGCCUCCAACAGUGACCUGGCCAGUCUGUUCGAGUGCCCGGUGUGCUUCGACUAUGUCCUCCCCCCUAUCCUUCAGUGCCAGUCGGGACACCUGGUAUGCUCCAAUUGUCGGCCCAAACUCACCUGCUGUCCCACUUGUCGAGGGCCGCUGGGCUCCAUCAGGAAUCUGGCUAUGGAGAAGGUGGCCAACUCGGUGCUCUUCCCAUGCAAAUACGCCUCGUCGGGCUGCGAAGUCACGCUGCCGCACACCGACAAGACGGAACACGAGGAGCUGUGCGAGUUUCGGCCGUACUCGUGCCCUUGCCCCGGCGCCUCCUGCAAAUGGCAGGGCUCCCUGGACGCCGUCAUGCCUCACUUGAUGCACCAACACAAGUCCAUCACCACACUGCAGGGGGAGGACAUCGUGUUUUUGGCCACAGACAUAAACCUGCCUGGCGCAGUGGACUGGGUUAUGAUGCAGUCAUGCUUCGGCUUCCACUUCAUGCUGGUGCUGGAGAAGCAGGAGAAGUACGACGGCCACCAACAGUUCUUUGCCAUCGUGCAGCUCAUUGGGACACGCAAGCAAGCGGAAAACUUUGCGUACCGGCUGGAGCUCAACGGCCAUCGGCGCCGCCUGACCUGGGAGGCCACGCCGCGCUCCAUCCACGAGGGCAUCGCCACCGCCAUCAUGAACAGCGACUGUCUGGUCUUCGACACGUCCAUCGCGCAGCUCUUCGCCGAGAACGGCAACCUUGGUAUCAAUGUGACCAUCUCCAUGUGUUAAGAACUCACCGGAUAAGCGAGGGGGGUCAACAAGUUUCCAGACUGGUUCAGCGGGCAUUUUGAGGGGGUCGGAGCAGCUCGGCUCAGUCUCCGCGGGACCCCUUGAAGACGGUAUAGAUGUGGAAUUGGACUGUCUUGUCAGGCAGCCACGAGGGCCCGGGAGUGGGUGGACGGACAUGAGGAUAGAACUGUUUCAAGGUGGCCGUAGCCUUAUAAAACGCACACAAAACAAAUGUAAAUGUAAGGUUCAAGCUUGCGAUUUCACCUCUUUUGUCGUAAAUGCGUCAUCUGUCAGUGUCUUCUCCUUCUCUUUUCUUGUUUUCAUGUCUGCCUGCCCAGUCUCUCACUUCCACUACCCGUUAUCACGGGCUCCCUGAAACAAGCUAGGCAGUCGGCAAGCUAUCUAGUCUCAUCGGAACGGCCCCUCCCGGGCCCCCGUCUCCCGACUGACACCUCUAGUUCUGCAGUCGCAGGUGUGGCCCCGGACGAGAGGACUGGACCCCUCGUCACUGUGUACGUGUGAUGGAAGUUAUGUAGCUCCCGGUUCUGUCUAGGAGUCCCAAGCCCCGGAACUCAGGACGUCCUCCGGCUUGCCUCCCUCAACGUGGAUUCCUGGCGACUGUGCGUCGGCCGGACACGUGUUUCAUCGCAUCGGUGUGAUGACGCCGAGUGAUUUUCCACCCAAAAAGUGAUCGACGGUUUCCCCGAUAAGUUGUGAGUGCCCGUGUGCGCGUGUAACCGAGAACUUUGUUUUGAAGAACGGAAAAAGAAAUCAGUGUUUCAGUUGAGACAAAUUUUCUUUGUGGGUUUUCUGAAAUCUAGCAGCGUGUGUGUGAGAGAGAAUGAAAGGUGAACAAACUGGCCUGCUUACCUCCUCUGAGCAUCCGAGCAGGACUCUUUUCUCCUCCGUGAGCAGGAUGCUAUUAUUGUUAUGACAUGGAGAUCACCCUCAUUAUCGUUUGUCUAAUGAAUUUCCAAAAACAAAAAGGCGGUGGUCAAACUUGUGGCUAAACAGUGUUUUUGUAGGUAAAAGCAAGUUGUAUUCUCCUCUCCUCCUCCUCCACCCAGUUGGAUUGUUUUCUCCCUUCAUCUAUUUGUUUGUCUGUCCUCUUGUGGUAAGUUUUCCUUUUUUUAAACAUUCUUUUCAUGUGGAGUCUCUGUCAUCUUGCUGCUCUCCCUCAACUGGUCACUCCCUUUACCUUUUCUGUUUUAACAUGUCAUUAAAUAAAUUUAUCUUUUUCAUA